Melospiza melodia melodia is the source of this 1547-nucleotide messenger RNA. Its product is annotated as transmembrane emp24 domain-containing protein 11-like. NCBI's taxonomy places the organism in Eukaryota, Metazoa, Chordata, Aves, Passeriformes, Passerellidae. The record is from RefSeq and is a predicted model, not a curated record. Gene Ontology annotation, cellular component: COPII-coated ER to Golgi transport vesicle; endoplasmic reticulum-Golgi intermediate compartment; Golgi apparatus. Gene Ontology annotation, biological process: endoplasmic reticulum to Golgi vesicle-mediated transport; intracellular protein transport; Golgi organization.
AUGUUAUCUCAUUCUCCAGAACAUGCUGUAGUUGUUUGUAAAUGUGUAACCAGCAGCUGCCUUUUCUCACAGGUUUUUUUCUCUCUCAAAAAUACUCCGAUAAGCAGCAAACAAGGAACAACCACAGGACUACAGGCACUUGGAUGUAUAUCUUCAAAAGCAGUACAGCAGGGAUAUAUAAAAAACAUGAAAAGCAAAUUAAUAGGAUUUCUUAUGAACUUUUGGAUUUCUUUUUCACUCGCUUUGUAUUUUCACAUGGGAGAAAGAGAAGAGAAAUGCAUAAUUGAAGAUAUUCCCAGCGACACCCUGGUAGUUGGGAAUUACAAAGUACAACGCUGGGAUUUACAUACACAUGACUUUCUUGAAUCUGCUCCUGGUUUGGGAAUGUUUGUGACUGUCACAAGCCCUACUGGUGAGGUACUGUUGUCCAAACUGUAUGGGCCACAAGGGACCUUUACUUUUACAUCCUACAUCUCUGGGGAGCAUAUCAUCUGUUUCCAGUCUAACUCCACAAGAUUUGUAGUGAUUGCAGGAAGCAAACUGCGCAUCCACUUGGACAUCAGAGUUGGAGAACAUUUUUUGGAUGAAUCUGCUAUUCAAGCCAAAGACAAAGUGAAUGAAGUUAAUAUCAGACUAGAGAAUCUAAUUGAGCAAAUUCAUCAUGUAACCAGAGAACAAGAGUAUGAAAGAGAGCGUGAAGAAAAGUUUCGGAAAACAAGCGAAGAAACCAACAGCAAUAUUUUGUGGUGGGCUAUAGUACAAACACUAAUCCUCAUCUCUGUUGGAAUCUGGCAAAUCAAAUCUCUCAGAGAUUUCUUCAUAUCUAAGAAGCUUGUUUAAGUUCUAUAAAGUCAAUGCAGAGAUUCAAAAAUUACACACCAUGUAAUACUGAAUAUCCAAAGAAACCCUGCACCUCUGAGAAAAUUGCUUGUAUAGAAUUCUCAGCCUUCUCUCAUCUUCUGUUCUAACUCUGGUUUCUCCAGCUAGGUCACAACCUCAGGCAUCCCCUCACAUUUUUCUCCUUGAAUCCCAUAUUUUACUAUUUUUUCCCCCAUCUACAGAUGUAAAGCUAGAUAUAGAAGGAGUCAGUGACUAAGGCAGAAUUUAAGUUCAGUACUUACUGAAGAAUGAUUAAUUUACGUUAAAUCUAAAAUACAAAUCUAAAAUAAAGUUUCCUAAGAUUUUAAAUUACUGUGCUUGCUGAGUAAUCUUAUUUGGCACUACCAUGAAGAGUUCAGCACUUCAGACUGACUAGGAUUGAGAUAGUAAACAGAGAAAUAAUUACAUCCCCUGUGGUGUUUAAUUGGGUGAGAGUGUCUUGAACUCAAUCUAUGUAUGUGUAACACGUAAAUAUAAUUGUGAAUGCUUUCUUGUAAAAUAUUCAGAGUUUGAACUGAUCAGUGGUGACAGCAAUUAUCAUAGAAGAGAGAGACCCAGACAAGCAAUCUGGAAUCAUGCUUUUUCUUCCAGAAAAGCCUUUAACAUUAGGCUACGGAAUUGAUGAUGAUCAGAUGCCUCCCACAGUUGUUUAUGUAAAUUACAGUAUU